This is a messenger RNA of Cicer arietinum (chickpea), 1845 nucleotides long. RefSeq lists its product as uncharacterized. The record is from RefSeq and is a predicted model, not a curated record. Lineage: Eukaryota; Viridiplantae; Streptophyta; Magnoliopsida; Fabales; Fabaceae.
UUAAGAAGAAAAUUAGGAGGAUUACUUCUCCAUUAUUCCAAAUUCCAAUCACGAACAGGCUGUUCCAAUGAUGAUGAGUUUGCUUCUCUCACUUCAUUACUGUCGUUGUUACCGGUGACUCUUGUCGGACGGAGAUUCUUAAUUCCUCUUUCCUUUCCAUCCAUUAUUCUUCACAUUCUUUCUCUUUCAACUCUCGCUAGAUCUACGCUCAUAGUUUCACAGGGUUAUAUUAAGAGGUGUAGUGAAUCAUUGAUGGCAAUUUCAGUUUCUCGGGCUAUGUCGAAGGGCGUAGUGAUGACAGUACCUGUUCUGGUUCUCACUGUUUCAGUGGCUGCUGUUUUUCUAUUCUUUCUAUUGUCCUCUCUCUCUUCUUGCUCAUGCCCUUCACAACCUUCAGCCACACUGGCCAACGAUGCUAGGAGCGUUGAUAUUGAUUCGUCUAAGUCUAGUAAAAGUAAUGGUUUGUUAGCAACAAGGAAGGAGGAUGUUGAGUGGGUGAAAGAUCAAAUACAAGCAAAUGGGAUUCAUAUGCAAGAAAAUGUGCUCCGUAAGGGUAUUAACCCUCGCACUAGGGCUCAACAACUUGAGGAUCUUAGACAAUUUAAGGGCAUAUCACACUAUGAGGGACCUGAAUCCAAUAAUCACACAGCCUUUCCAUGCCCCGGCGAACUUCUAGUUGAAGAGCACCAUAGCAACUACGGCGAACCAUGGGCAGGUGGAAGGGAUGUGUUUGAGUUUCUUGCUCAAGCCAUUCAGCUCAGACCAGAAUCACAGGUACUGGAGAUAGGCUGUGGCACACUUCGAGUUGGCUCGCAUUUCAUUCGAUACUUAAACCCAGAACACUUUCACUGUCUUGAAAGGGACGAGCUCUCUCUGAUGGCUGCAUUUAGGUAUGAACUUCCUGCUCAAGGCCUCUUACAUAAACGACCGUUGAUCGUUAAGGGGGAAGACAUGGAUUUCAGUAAGUUUGGUUCCGGCGUUACGUACGAUUUAAUUUACGCUAGUGCUGUAUUUCUUCACAUGCCUGAUAAACUCGUAUGGAUUGGAAUGGAAAGAUUAGCGUCUAAAUUGAAACCUUACGAUGGACGAAUCUUUGUCUCGCAUAAUAUAAAGUUCUGUUCAAGGUUGGGAGGAGAGGAAUGCACCAAGAGGCUUAUGAGUUUGGGGCUUGAGUUUCUUGGGAAGCAUACACAUGAUAGUUUGCUAUUCAAUCACUAUGAGAUAUGGUUUGAAUUUAGACGAUCAAAGAUUUAAUGUUCGGAGUGAUUGAUUCUUUGAAAAACACGAGAAAUAGUUUUGAAUGACCUCAGGCCACUUAUUGCUUUGCUCAUUGCAACAAGUCUUCAGCAACUUAGUGAUAUUCUUGCUUCAGUCCAGAGAGUACAGUAUUUUUUACUCAUUGGUUCAUUAACUUGUGCUGGAAAAGCGAGACGGGUCAUUUGUAAUUUUGAUUGAUAACAUGACAAAGGCAAGAAGAUCUGUAUUAUAUUUUGGGAUCCUAUUCUAAAAGGGUUAGCUUAAUAUAUAUACUUGUUUUAUUACGGUCUCUAUUUAGAUUAUGAUAAGAUAGUUGUAUUUGGCAGUCAUAUUAUCAUACAACUGAUUGUUGUUUUGACCAUUAUUUCGUGGGAUGCCAUCGAACACGUGUAAUGGUGUGGUACCUUUUACUAUUUAUAUUUUUUGGAUGAUUUGUGAAAUACUGUUUCAAGUUUAUAUUCAUUAGCAAAUAGAGCUAAUGAAUGGCUUGGUUGUAGAAGCUAGCAGGAGAUAGAUUGAUUUCUAGGUUGAAGUGGUGUAAUUGUUUUUCAGUUUUAGUUCAUGAAUUUCUUGUUUUAGUCCUUCAAA